AUUAAAAUACAAUUCUUAAGUUUUUUUUAUGUAGCGAGUGAAAUGUUAAUUUUUCUUUGACGCUUGGUUUUGUUGUGUUACAAUAUAAUUUUAAUUUAUCGAGAGAUGGAGGAUAUAAAUUUCUGGAUGUUCCUUGGUAUUAUGACAAUUUUUAGAUUCGUAAAUGGAUAUGAAAAGGAAAUGACAGUAUAUAUAGAAGCUGGCAGAAGAGAAUGCUUUUUCCAUCCCGUACGAAAUGGGGAAACUAUCGAUAUAGAAUAUCAAGUGAUUGAUGGUGGGCAUGGUGACUUAGAUAUAAGCUUUUCACUUCUGGAUCCCAUAGGAUUAGUAAUAGUAAGCGACUAUAAAAAACCGGAAAACAUACAUCGUCAUGAGGCAAAUAAAGAUGGAGAUUAUCGCUUUUGUUUUGAUAACGCUUUCAGUUCUUAUAAUCGAAAAACUGUGUUCUUUGAACUUAUCAUUGAGCAGGAAGGACAGUCAGCUUUUGAUAACGAUUGGGAUAAUGCUUCUACUUCUAAAACACCGGAGGAAUUAUAUGAUAUUCAAGUUCAUGAAAUCUUAGAAUAUGUUGGACGCGUUCACAUGCAAAUAGCAAAAGCUCAUCAAAUAUUAAAUAUGUUACGAUCGACAGAGGCACGAGACCGUAAUCUGGCGGAGGCUAAUUACUCUAAAGUAAAUAAAUGGUCACUCUUUCAAAUAUGUGCUAUGAUUUCGGUGGGACUUUUACAAGUAUUCAUGGUUCGAAGCAUAUUUGAUACAAAUACGCGAAUGAGCAAUUUCUGGAAAAAAUUGGGAAUGUGAUUCACAUCCUAACAUAUACGGUAUAUAAAACGAAUGGAAUAAAAUAAUAUGGGUGUAUGCCUUUACGAGAAAAUAUUCCGCCAUUUAAACCAAAGAAAAUAUUCCAACUUUUACGGAAUAACAUAUCAUACAUAUGUAUGAACAAUACUCAAUCUAACUUAAUAAUACUUGGAAUGUAAAUCUUACUUUAAGGCGAUCUAAAAACACAGCAAUUCAUAAAUAAUCAACCAACAGUUGGCUUAGUCUGUCGUAGUAAAAUUAAGAGUCUUAUUGUUAAAAAAUUUUCCUGUAUAAAUAAU
This is a messenger RNA of Bactrocera tryoni, 1100 nucleotides long. It is a transcript of the gene opm, whose product is annotated as transmembrane emp24 domain-containing protein 1. The record is from RefSeq and is a predicted model, not a curated record. The transcript has a single exon. Bases 106 to 801 code for a protein of 231 amino acids. NCBI's taxonomy places the organism in Eukaryota, Metazoa, Arthropoda, Insecta, Diptera, Tephritidae. Gene Ontology annotation, cellular component: COPII-coated ER to Golgi transport vesicle; endoplasmic reticulum-Golgi intermediate compartment; Golgi apparatus. Gene Ontology annotation, biological process: Golgi organization; endoplasmic reticulum to Golgi vesicle-mediated transport; intracellular protein transport.